AGAUUGGGCGUGUCGUCGUUUACGUGCGACGUUCAUGUUUCUGGCAGACAGCGUAGUGGAAAGCUGUCAAAAGAUGUCUAUCCUUUGAUAUGAUAUAACUCCAAACAAGCAUCGCCUUUCUGAACACCACAUAGAUAUUACCUGAAUGUUUUCAGCAUCAUCUGUAACACACUCAAGAGGAUCCAUGUCUUUUCUUCGUUGGGUAUCUGAGAAAUUGAGUGUGGAGAGCCUGCGGGAUUUGGAGUUAUUUGGAGAGCAAGCUCAGGGACUCUCUCACAGGAAAGUCCAUGAGGACAGUCAGGAGAGUCUGACCUCCCUCCCUCGCAAGGACACGAUGGGCAGCUUCCUCCCUGACAGCGGCUCAUAUGAGCUCCUCAAUGUUAUUGGUCGAGGCUUGGAUGACUUGAUGACUGUGAACCUGGCUCGAUACAGACCCACAGGGGAGCAUGUAGCUAUCCGACGAAUUGACUUGGAGUCGUGCGCUAAUGACAUGGUUACCUACCUGCAGUGUGAACUCCAUGUGUCAAAGUUGUUCCACCACCCCAGUAUUCUGCCCUACAAGAGUGUCUUUAUAGCUGAAAACGAACUAUGGGUUAUCACCCCCUUCAUGGCGUUGGGGUCAGCCAGAGAUCUGAUCUGCACACAUUUUUCUGAUGGCAUGAGUGAGCUGACUAUCUCAUACAUUAUACUGGGUAUGCUAAAAGCUCUCGAGUACAUCCACCACAUGGGAUAUGUGCACCGGAGUGUGAAGGCCAGCCACGUGUUGAUCUCAGCAGACGGACAGGUUUGCAUGUCAGGUCUACGGAGCAUCUUCAGUCUGAUCCGUCAUGGUCAGAGGGCCAGAUUUGUUCACGACUUUCCUCAGUACAGUGUGAAGGUGCUGCCCUGGCUCAGCCCCGAAGUGCUGCAACAGAACCUGCAGGGCUACGACUCUAGAUCAGACAUCUACAGCCUGGGCAUCACAGCCUGUGAACUGGCAAAUGGACAUGUUCCCUUCAAAGACAUGCCAGCUACACAGAUGCUGCUAGAGAAGUUAAAUGGAACAGUGCCAUGUUUGCUGGACACCACCACUAUUCCACCGGAGGAGCUGUCCAUGAAACCAUCCCGCUCUGGAGCUGAUUCCGGGAUCUGUGAGGGUCCAGGAGCUGGAGGGGCCAGACACUCAAACGGAGACUCAUCAGCAGGACACCCAUACAAUCGGACGUUCUCCCCACACUUUCAUGGCUUUGUUGAGCUGUGUCUCCAACGAGACCCAGAGAGGAGACCAUCUGCCGCCACUCUUAUAGGCCACCCCUUCUUCAAACAGAUUAAACGUCGGCCCUCCGAGGCACUGCCUGAGCUCCUGCGGCCUGUGUCGCCCAUCACCAGCUUUGCGAGCUCCCAGCCACAGGACUCUCCCUCUGGACUGGCCAGUUUGGAGUCAGGUCUCAGCCAUCUGGAGGUGGACGACUGGGACUUCUGACAGUGAAGGACUCAGUAAGGAGACACUUGUGGGACUCUAAUCAUGGGAGAAAUUACGAAAAUCCAGGAGAUAUUUUUUUUUUGUAAUGGCCCCCUUGUAAAUAAUUCAAAUCUUAAACUCAAAAGGAGUUGCUGUUCUCAGAGGUUAAAAGCCAGCAGCCAUCUUGCCUCUUUUUGAUGUCUCUUGCACGCUUUUGUUCUCUAGAUAUGCACAGACCCUUGCACUGCACUGAUGGCCUCUUUUUCUCUUUGUAACACAACUGUUUACAGAUUGUUCUCCCUCAUGUUAAACCCCCCACCAUAGUCAAAACACAACAGGACUCCUCAUUUUCUCGUAUUGUUGCUGAGAUAUCACAGAAGGGUUUAUGGAUGUACAUGUAACCUAAACCCAAAGAUUCUAGAACAGAUGAGUGGGACACUACGACUAAAUAUUCUGAGGAGACUCUCUACCUCUUGUUAGCACAUGGCUGCUAUGGGUGGCUUAAUUUGUUCAGUGAGACCACCAUAAGGGUACGCACCAGUCCUCACAGCUGACUCUGUCCGCAACACCAGAUGGAAGGUCUCGACUUUUUCCCAUGUAAAUGCAUUUCUUUGCUCAGCUUGUGUGACAGUACAAACUACAUCUUAUGCUUUACACAUCACUUUUGCUACACGGAAGUUCAGUGUAACAGCUGUUGGGUUUAACCUUCAGAGCACAAAAGUGUGUAUUUCCUUGAACUUACGCUGGGUGUGAUGUUACUUAUGUCAAAAAUAUGAAUGUUACAUUGGUGCUCGUUUUGUCUGCAUGUAUUUAACGGUGAGAACAAAACAAAGUAUUUCAAAUGUUAAACUUUUCAACAAUAAACACUGUUCACUA
Solea solea (common sole) is the source of this 2317-nucleotide messenger RNA. It is a transcript of the gene strada, whose product is annotated as STE20 related adaptor alpha. Gene Ontology annotation, molecular function: protein serine/threonine kinase activator activity; ATP binding; protein kinase activity. The record is from RefSeq and is a predicted model, not a curated record. Lineage: Eukaryota; Metazoa; Chordata; Actinopteri; Pleuronectiformes; Soleidae. Gene Ontology annotation, biological process: protein phosphorylation. The coding region runs from base 146 to 1462 and encodes 438 amino acids. The transcript has 13 exons.